Emys orbicularis (European pond turtle) is the source of this 4875-nucleotide messenger RNA. It is a transcript of the gene AKAP13, whose product is annotated as A-kinase anchoring protein 13. The record is from RefSeq and is a predicted model, not a curated record. Bases 1 to 4230 code for a protein of 1409 amino acids. Lineage: Eukaryota; Metazoa; Chordata; Testudines; Emydidae. Gene Ontology annotation, molecular function: guanyl-nucleotide exchange factor activity; MAP kinase scaffold activity. The transcript has 29 exons. Gene Ontology annotation, biological process: positive regulation of canonical NF-kappaB signal transduction; adrenergic receptor signaling pathway; regulation of Rho protein signal transduction. Gene Ontology annotation, cellular component: membrane; actin cytoskeleton.
AUGUAUGAACGACACAAGAGGCGGUACAGCCUGUGUGACAUUUCCAAGGUGGACAGGACUGUAGAUGUUGUGUUGUUAAAGAUAAAUCGCGAAAGCUGGUGUUCAAUAGAGCCAUGUUCAGAUCCUUCACUGCUGGAGCCGACGCAAUCCCCAGAAUGUGAAAAUUUUCUGGAAGAUGGGCUGAGUGGAGACUGUGCCUCAUCGCAGGGUGUCCUGAAAAGAGAAACUGGAAGCGAGUCUGAACUCUUCCCCUUGCCUGGCGAUGGGAUGGAUGACAUCGUCUUUGGAAAGCCUGAAGAGGAACAGUCUGCUUGCGAUGUCACCAGUUCCAGCUCAUCGGCAGACGACACAGUCUCUUUGGAGAGGAAUUCCUCUCUUGGGAGUGACAUAUCCCUUCCACAUGCUCUAAACCUCAACAGGCCUAAGGAGAGGCACACUCUGGAUGGAAACGGCAUUGACAUGGGAGCCGCAGGGGGACGGGAGAGUGAACUUGGUGGCUCGGGCGAGAUGGAAGAAGAGAUGGACAGUAUUACAGAAGUGCCUACCCACUCCUCUGUCUUAAGAAAUUCCAUGCGACCACUGUCACCAUUCCGACGGCACAGCUGGGGGCCGGGGAAGAAUGCUGCCAAUGAGGCAGAAAUCAAUCACAGGAGUUACAGCCUAGAAGGCCUUGCAGGAGACUCCGAUGAUAACAAGAAGCCCUCCUCAAAUUUAGAGACUUCCUCUUUGAGUUCCAAAGACCUCAGGCGAAGUCCACUUGCUAGUGACGAACGUGGCUCCUUGGUCUCACUCACUGAAGAGGAAGUAGAAUCUGAGCAGGGGGAAAUCGGAGGCUUUGACCGUCAGACACGCCAAAGAUCACAGCCGCAUGGAUUUAGUUUCUGUACUUCUGCCACUUCUCCGCUGACCAAAUCCAUUUCGCUAAUGACAAUCACUCAACCAGGACUAGACAGCAUACGAUCGUUCAACAGCACCAGUAGUUCAUUGUCUCAGAGUGUGUCUGAAGAGAGCGGCAACUUCCUGCCUCCCAGCCCCUCCAGGAAAGAUUUAGAAGGGAAAGGUGGAACAAAAGUCAGUCGCACCUUCAGCUAUCUCAGGAAUAAAAUGUCCAGCAGCAAGAAGAACAAAGAAAAAGAGAAAGAUAAGGAGAAGACUAAAGAGAAGGACAAAGAUUCCAAGGAGAAAGAAAAAGACAAGAAGAUGUUAAAUGGACACCUCUUCAGUGCAACCCCUACCGUGGGUCCAGUCAACUGUUACCACUGUAUGAAACCUUUCAACAAAGAUUCACACCUCUGUGCAAACUGCAAUGCAAUUGUUCACAAAGGCUGUAAGGAGAGUCUCGCAUCCUGUGCAAAAGUCAAAAUGAAGGUGAGAGGGAUGCUUCAGGCACACGAUACCUCUUCGUUACCCACAGUAAUUAUGAGAAACAAGACCUCACAACCUAAGGAGCGCCCUCGGUCUGCAAUACUUGCCCCUGAUGAAAACACAGUAACCUCAAUAUUCAAUAACAGGAGAUCACAGCAGACCACAACACUUUCAAAAAGCGUCUCAAUACAGAACAUUGCAGGAGUUGGUAAUGAUGAAAGCAUAAUACAGACUUGGAAAUUCCUCUCACAGUCAACAGACUCUUUACAUAAAAUCAGCCGAGUGAAUGAAUCCACGGAGUCGCUAACUGAUGAGGGUGCAGACAUGAAUGAAGGACAGCUCAUGGGGGACUUUGAGAUGGACUCCAAGCAGCUGGAGGCAGAAUCCUGGAGUCAAGUAGUGGACAGCAAGUUUUUGCGGCAGCAAAAGAAGGAUAUCGUCAAACGGCAAGAUGUCAUAUAUGAGCUGAUGCAGACAGAGAUGCAUCACGUCCGCACUCUGAAGAUCAUGAGUGAUGUGUACAGCAGGGGGAUGAUGCAGGAGUUGCAGUUUGAACAGCAAAUGGUGGAAAAGGUCUUUCCUUGCCUGGAUGACUUGCUGAACAUCCACAACCAGUUCUUCCAGCGGAUUCUGGAGAGGAAGAAAGAGUCCCUGGUGGAAAAAAGUGAAAAGAAUUUUGUUAUCAAGAGGAUAGGAGACAUCCUGGUGAAUCAGUUUUCCGGUGAGAAUGGGGAGAGAAUGAAGAAAACUUACGGCAAAUUCUGCGGGCACCACAACGAGGCUGUAAAUUAUUUCAAAGACCUGCAGUCAAAAGAGAAGCGGUUUCAGGCAUUCAUCAAGAAAAAAAUGAGCAGCACGGUGGUGAGGCGCCUGGGGAUUCCUGAGUGCAUCUUACUAGUAACUCAAAGGAUCACAAAGUAUCCCGUGAUAUUACAAAGAAUAUUACAGUAUACCAAAGAAAACGAAGUGGAACAUCAAGACUUGACCCAGUCACUAAACCUGGUUAAAGAUGUGAUUGCUGCGGUCAAUAGCAAAGUCAGCAACUAUGAAAAGAAAACACGUCUUACUGAGAUCUACACCCGGACGGACAGCAAGUCCAUCAUGAGGAUGAAGAGCGGCCAGAUGUUUGCCAGGGAGGACUUGAGACGUAGGAAGCUCAUCCGAGAUGGGCCUGUCUCACUGAAGAACACAGCUGGGAGACUGAAAGAGGUCCAGGCUGUCCUCCUCUCAGAUAUGCUGAUAUUCCUUCAGGAAAAGGACCAGAAGUAUGUCUUUGCCUCAUUGGACCAGAGAUCCACUGUAAUCUCUCUGAAGAAACUGAUUGUACGAGAAGUGGCCCAUGAGGAAAAGGGUUUAUUCCUAAUUACCACCGUUGUGAAAGAUCCAGAGAUGGUAGAAGUCCAUGCCAGCUCCAAGGAGGAACGCAAUAGCUGGAUACAAAUAAUUCAGGACACCAUUAACACCAUGGACAAAGACGAAGAUGAAGGAAUCCCUAGUGAAUCAGAACUGGAAAAGAGAGUGUUGGACACCAAAGCCAGAGAAUUAAAAGAACAGCUUCAGCAGAAAGAUCAGCAGAUCCUAGCGCUGCUGGAGGAAAAGGAGAAGAUUUUCCGGGAUAUCACGGACUGUAGCAUGCAAGAGGAUGGCUCGGUCUCCAGAGUGCUGUUCAGGUCCAAUACGGAGGAGGCACAAAAAGGGGAGACCAUUAUGAAAAGUGCAAUAAACGAGGUUGAAUAUUUGCAAAGCUUGAUCAGUAGGAGUCUAGGGAGUGCACUUGGGGCUGCUGACCUGCUGCCAAACUCUGAGCAAGAAGGGGGAGUCGGCCCCAUCUCCCUUCCUAGAAGAGCAGAAACUUUUGGAGGAUUUGACAGUCAUCAGAUGAAUGCAUCCAAGUGUGGAGAGAAAGAUGAAGCUGAUGAUGCUCAGGAUCUUCGGAGAACAGAAUCAGACAGCAUUUUGAAGAAGGGGGGAAAUGCUAAUUUGAUGUUCGUGUUGAAAAGAAACAAUGAGCAUGUUCUCCAAAGCAUUACCUACCUCCACAACCUGCUCAGCACUCUGCAGGGAGUCGUGUUGCAGCAGGAUACUUAUAUUGAGGAUCAGAAGCUGGUUCUCAGUGAGAGAGCGCUGACACGGAGCUCCUCCCGGCCAAACUCCUUGAUCGAGCAGGAGAAACAGCGGAGCCUGGAGAAGCAGCGCCAGGAGCUGGCCAACUUGCAGAAGCAGCAGGCCCAGCACCAGGAGGAGAAGCGGAGGAGAGAGAAGGAGUGGGAGGCCCGGGAGAAGGAGCUGACCGAGCGGGAAGUGCGGCUCGCCCAGCGAGAGGAGCAGGCACAGAAGGGGUACCGGGAUCUGGAAAGGGAGAGGGAAGAGCUGAAGCUGAAGAAAGAAGCCUACCAGCUGGAUCUGGAGCGGCUGCGAGCAGCACAGAAACAACUGGAGAGGGAGAAGGAGCAGCUCAAGAGAGAUGUGGAGCGAUUACCCCCAGUGCAGACGGAGCCUGACCUCAGACAGGUUUCAAACCCCCAUGAUAAAACGGUGAGGAUCCCCUCCCAGCCCACCGCUGAGGACUCCAAGCAGCACAGUUCUUCCUUUCCCAAACAGGGGCACUUUGAUGCAGGACUGUCUGUGUCGCCCAAAAGGAACAGUCUCUCAAGGACACACAAAGAGAAAGGCACUUUCCACUUGCUUAGCGCAACGAACCAGACUAACAAGGCAGCCGAGGUGCAGCAGCCCACCCGCCUCUUCGGUUUAUCCAAGCCAAAGGACAAAAAGGACAAGAAGAAAAAGGGCAAAGGACACCGCUCCCAACCUGCUGAUGCUCAUUCAUCAGAAGCACCACCAGAUGGCGAGGAGAUCUUCUGCUGAAUGUCUGCUCCUAAUUCUGCAGGGAUGAGCCUCCCUCUCCACUGUACUGUGUUAGAAGCUGUACAUGCAUCUGAUGGGGCCAAAGCAUGAGCAGCUCUCCCUCUGCACAUCAAUCAUUCUCAGCCUUUGUACAGUGGAAACCUCCCCGCCCACAUUUUGCAGCACGCUCCUGCACCCCACCAGCUCUCUGUGUGUUAAAUAAAACGUUUGUAAAGGCUGCACAUGGUGGGAAAGGGGCUCUGUCCUGCGUUUUUUUAUGAAUUCUGGCUGCAGAGGCUGACCACACUGCAAACAGCACCCACUUCGGGUGCAAAUCUUGGUUGAAAGUAGGAAUAGAUGUUCCCAGUCUCCUCUUACUGCUAAAGGAUGAAAGACUAUGGCCCAAAGGGUCUGUGCCUCCAAAUUCUCCUUUUCUGGGGAAUACAACCAAAACCAAGCAUUUAGCAAAAGGCCAGGACUCUGAAAAUGGUGCGUACACACUGGCAUACAGAUAUACUAUAUAUAUAUGUAAGUGUCUAUGUAUUCACUGGGAUAUACUUACGGUCUGUACAGACAAGCUGGGUUAGCUUAGCUCGGCCCAACGAUACCUGAUGACUUUCAGGGAGCAUGUAGAUAUUAAAUAUCUUAGCCUUAAUGCUCAGAGUG